CCAGAUACGAUUCUCUCUGCCAUACUCUCUACGAAGCUACCAAACUCUCUAACAAUGGCACCCAAGGCAGAGAAGAAGCCUGCGGAGAAGAAGCCUGUGGCAGAGAAGGCACCGAAACCGAAGGCCGAGAAGAAGCUCCCCAAGGAUGCGUCAGCGACAGACAAGAAGAAAAAGAGGAACAAGAAGUCGGUAGAGACUUAUAAGAUCUACAUUUUCAAGGUUCUGAAACAAGUUCAUCCUGACAUCGGUAUCUCAAGCAAGGCUAUGGGGAUCAUGAACUCGUUCAUCAAUGAUAUAUUCGAGAAGCUUGCUCAGGAAGCGUCUCGCCUUGCUAGGUACAACAAGAAGCCUACAAUCACCUCCAGGGAGAUCCAGACCGCCGUGAGACUUGUGCUUCCUGGUGAAUUAGCGAAGCACGCUGUGUCUGAAGGUACUAAGGCCGUCACCAAGUUUACUAGCUCGUAUCUAUGCUCUUUUCUUGUUGAGUUGUAUCUAAAUUUGGAUGUUGAAUAUGCAAAUUUUCUUUUGGGGGAUAUGAGUACUGUAAGGGUAUUCGCUUUGAGGGAUGAAAUUGGUGCCCCAUGCUUUUUUGGACCUUUUUGGAAAAAGGUUGGACUAGCCCUAGCAGUGAAUGCAGUUCCCCUCACUUCAGAGAAAGUAAAAAAGUAUGGACGAAGUAACGAUUACACACUGAAUGUGAAAGAAAACCUAUUGGUAUUUGGUGAUCCUCUUCUCCCCUUUAUUCCUGAAGGUGCAGGUUGUUCAUCUUUGAACUCUGUUUGGGAUCAUCUUCUUGAUUGUUCCUUUCAGAUACUUGUUGCCAUGUCGGGCUUGUCGCGGUGGUUGGGACGACCUCCUGAUAGCCUAGAGAUAGUUUUAUUGCCAAUUGUUCCUGCCAGAUGCGUGUUCUAUAUGCAACGUAGAAGUUUGUGGAGAUGGUGGUUUUGCCAUUCUUGCAUGAGUUGCAUCCAGCUUGUAUUUUCUCUCUUUCACAAACCUCUACUUGCUCAAAUGGCACCAAAGGCAGAGAAGAAACCUGCGGCGGAGAAAGCUCCGGCGGAGAAGAAGCCUAAGGCUGAGAAGAAGCUCCCUAAAGAUGCAUCUACGGCGGGGGCUGAUAAGAAGAAGAAGAGGAACAAGAAAUCAGUGGAGACGUACAAGAUCUACAUUUUUAAGGUUCUGAAACAAGUUCAUCCUGAUAUCGGUAUCUCAAGCAAGGCCAUGGGGAUCAUGAAUUCCUUCAUCAACGACAUAUUUGAGAAGCUCGCUCAGGAAUCGUCUCGGUUGGCUAGGUACAACAAGAAGCCUACCAUUACUUCUAGGGAGAUCCAGACCGCCGUAAGGCUUGUACUCCCCGGAGAAUUGGCCAAACAUGCCGUGUCUGAAGGUACCAAGGCUGUAACUAAAUUUACAAGUUCUUAGAUCUUAUACUGUAGAUGCUAGGGUUUGUUGUGGAAAGAUUGUUUUCUAUAUAUUUCUGAUAUUGGUAGACCUAUCGAUUUGACGUCGGUAGUACCAAAUGUGUUGCAAUCUUCCAUUUUUAUUGAAAUGAGAUCAGUGUUUGGUAAUUUGUUUCC
Messenger RNA from Cynara cardunculus var. scolymus (artichoke), 1577 nucleotides. RefSeq lists its product as uncharacterized. The record is from RefSeq and is a predicted model, not a curated record. The coding region runs from base 55 to 1422 and encodes 455 amino acids. Gene Ontology annotation, cellular component: nucleosome. The transcript is spliced from 8 exons. Lineage: Eukaryota; Viridiplantae; Streptophyta; Magnoliopsida; Asterales; Asteraceae. Gene Ontology annotation, molecular function: DNA binding; protein heterodimerization activity; structural constituent of chromatin. Gene Ontology annotation, biological process: nucleosome assembly.